CCUGGGACUGACUGUAGAACCUCUCCAUGCUUCACUGGUCCCUGCUCCUGGAAAUAUUGUCACUCCUAUUUUGGAAUUUGGAUCUGUUUGUACUCACAGCUGUUUGGAACAUUGGAACAGAAUAAUGGAUCUCACCACUUUUUACUUCCUGACCACUACUUUGGUUUUGAUACUGGAGCAUGAAGCAUACUCAGACUCCACCUCCAUCCCUGGGACUGGUUCAGAGGAGCGCCCCGUGAAGCUGCUUAACCACAGGCCCCAUCGGCGGGAGAAGCGUUGUUCCUGUGAGAACCUGAAGGAUAAAGAAUGUGUGUACUUCUGCCACAUCGGCAUCGUCUGGGUCAACACUCCUGGUCAGAUAGUGCCAUAUGGAGUGGGCUCUUUCCCUGUUCGACUGAGGAGAGAGGUGGGAAGGUGUUUCUGCGCAGAGAGAAAUGACUUGGAGUGCCGUCGCUUCUGCUCUGCCUUGCAUACACUCAAAGAAGGUGAAAAUGAUUUGGUCAAGAGGAGGUUUGCGACAAAGUUUAAGAAGAGAUAUAAGGCUGGAAUCUCGGAUGAAAGGAACCAACAAACACUAAUUCAAGAAACCUGAAAGGAGAGAAUGGACAUCACCCUCGUUCCAUGUGUCAUCCACUUUCAUUGGUCUCUUUUACAAUACGAUGCAAAAGGACAUUGUUCAAUGGUGGCCUGUGUCUGAAAUGUAUUUAUGAAAUGAUGUCGUAACUGCCUUCAUUUUGUCAUUGUGAAUCAUUAUUGAAUGAUUUUAUUGCUGUACAUAAAUAUUUCCACUUUACAACAUACAGUACAUACAUAAUUUUGAAAUCAGAUAUUGUUACAUUAUUGCAGAGUAAAUGUAAAUGUCUUGUAUCUCUGUCAAAAAUAUCUGUCAUUUUAACAUGU
Messenger RNA from Oncorhynchus masou masou (cherry salmon), 900 nucleotides. RefSeq names its product endothelin-1-like. The transcript has 4 exons. Bases 125 to 592 code for a protein of 155 amino acids. Gene Ontology annotation, molecular function: endothelin B receptor binding; hormone activity. Gene Ontology annotation, biological process: regulation of systemic arterial blood pressure by endothelin; intracellular calcium ion homeostasis; vein smooth muscle contraction. Gene Ontology annotation, cellular component: extracellular region. NCBI's taxonomy places the organism in Eukaryota, Metazoa, Chordata, Actinopteri, Salmoniformes, Salmonidae. The record is from RefSeq and is a predicted model, not a curated record.